AUGGCAUGUUUCAACGGUGCCAAUUUAACACCAGCGGAACUAGAGGAUCUUGCAUACUUGCGAACUCGGCGAAACAAUAUCAAUAGUGAAGUUGAGGCUAGUAGUUUAUAUGAAAUUCGUUCAGAAUUGGACGAUAUUAAUGCAAAAUUGUCAGCUAGCGAUGUUUCGGAUGAAGAGUCUAAUUGUAGUGGGAGGCAAAUGGGCAUUGCCCGUAAGAAUUUCAAUAUGGAUCCUAAGAAAGGAAUGGAAUAUUUGAUGAAACACGGUCUUAUAAAAGCGACUCCUGAUGCAGUAGCAGAAUUUUUAUUUCGUGGGGAAGGGCUUCGCAAAAGUGCUGUUGGUGACUACCUUGGAGAGAAUGAUUCUUUUAAUUUGGAAGUAUUAGAAAAAUUUUGCGAAUUGCAUGAUUUUACUGACCUUAUUCUUGUCCAAGCACUAAGGCAGUUUCUAUGGUCGUUUCGGUUACCUGGUGAGUCCCAGAAAAUUGAUCGAAUGGUUAAUGCGUUUGCUCGACAGUACUGCGCUAACAAUCCUGGUGUAUUUUCAAGUGUCGAUACUUGUUAUAUUCUUUGUUUCGCAAUUGUGAUGUUGAAUACUUCUCUGCAUAACCGUAACGUGAAAAACCCCUUAACUAUGGAGGGAUUUGUUUCUUUAUACAGGGGAAUCGAUGAAGGGAAGGAUGUUCCAAAAGAGCUUCUUGAGAGCAUUUAUGAGUCUAUUCGCACAGAGCCGUUCCAAUUCCCAAGCGACGAUGGCAGCGAUUUUUAUAAUACAUUCUUUAAUCCAGAUCGCGAGGGUUGGCUUUUGAAGCAAGCGUCUUCGCAGUUAGCAACAACUCGUCCCUUUUUAAAAACUUGGCAGCGACGAUGGUUCCUUCUAUCCGGAAAAUGCUUAUAUUACUUUGAACACACAGCGGCUAAGGAUCCGCGAGGGAUAAUUCCUUUAGAAGAUGUGAAAGUACGUACAGUGGAAGAGAAGGGCAGACCUUACUGUUUUGAGAUUUACAGCGAGAACUCUGAUAAGGUGAAGUCCUGUAAGACAGAUGCAGAUGGGCGAGUUGUUGCUGGACGACAUGCGUCUUACAAGAUGUGCGCAUUUUCGGCAGAGGAAAUGACGCAAUGGAUUAAUGCUAUACAAAAGUCUAUAAAUUACGAUCCCUUUUACCAAAUGCUCCAACUAAAGAAGAUGAAGCUGAAAGGGAAGGGUUCGUGA
Messenger RNA from Enterobius vermicularis (human pinworm), 1212 nucleotides. NCBI's taxonomy places the organism in Eukaryota, Metazoa, Nematoda, Chromadorea, Rhabditida, Oxyuridae. The record is from the annotation of a GenBank genome assembly.